Messenger RNA from Cyphellophora attinorum, 633 nucleotides. Its product is annotated as Dynactin subunit 5. The transcript has 2 exons. Lineage: Eukaryota; Fungi; Ascomycota; Eurotiomycetes; Chaetothyriales; Cyphellophoraceae. Bases 1 to 633 code for a protein of 210 amino acids. The record is from RefSeq and is a predicted model, not a curated record.
AUGCCUCCGAAGCCUUCUGUUCGCGGCGAGUUCAUCGAGACUGAAACAGGCAACAAAAUCUCCCGCCGCGCCUCAAUCCUCGGCCCCAAACACAUCAUCCUCGCCGGCAAAUGCGUGAUCCAGAACGACGUUGUCAUCCACGGCGACCUCGUCCGCCCCGCCACCAGCGCCUCCUCGCACAAUCGCACUGCAUCAACGGCCACAUCCGACUCCAAAUCCGCGGACGCCACCUCAACCUCUUCGGCCCCCCAAAAUCAGACCUCAAUUCAUCUCGGUCGGCACGUCUACUUGUCCCCGGGUGUUGUUCUACACCCGCCUUCGCGUCUUCAGACCCCUACGGCUACCUCAACUAAUCCAACUCCCCAACCAAUAACGACCUACCUCCCCCUCACAAUCGCCUCACACGUCUUCAUCGGCGCUAGUUCCGUCAUCCGCGCCCUGGAGAUCAAGUCGCACGUAUGGAUCGGCGCGAACGUCACCGUGGGGAACAUGUGUAUCAUCAAGGAGAAUGUGAAGGUGUUGGAUGGGAGCGUGCUGCCGCAGGGGAGUGUGUGGGCGAGUGGGAAUGUGGUUGGGGGAAGGCCGGCGAGGGUUGUGGGAGUUGUGGGUGAGGGUUGGGGGUGGGGGAAGUGA